UUCUCUGUUUAAAAUUCCCGGCUGUUCUAACCAUGUGCAUUAUAAUAUAUAAAUAGUAACAGUUAAGCCGUGUGCUUUAAUUAUAUAUGUUUUAUAAUAUAUAGAUAAGCUACGAAAAACCAAUUGGUAUGUUUGCUUAUAUCGUUAAUUUUUUGAAUGUAUAACUUAUAAUUUGAAAUUAGUUCCCUUCAGGAUGAGUGUAAAAUGCUUGAAAGGAGAACAAUGGAUAAAGGAAAUAGUUGAUUCCAAAAGUGAUUCUGAUUAAGAAAGUGAAUAUAAUUUAGCAUUUCGCAAAAGGAGGAGGAACAAUCCAACACGUUACGACAAAGCAGUAUAAACAUUUUAGAAAUGUUUUUUAAAUACGUUAAAUUCCGCGUCGGUCAGCCGUCAGUUCACAUUUAUAGCAGACAAAUUCAUAUUCGAUGAAGAUGAAAGAAAAAUAUGAUAAAACAAUUUUCUCGGAUUACAUUGAUCAUUAUGUAUUUAAAAUACGACGUAAUGACGAAUAAAAAAAAAUGUAUGCAAAGAAAAAGAAAAAGGUGGAAGUAUACAUAGAAGCAAUACGUAAUUUUACAACCGACCGAAUAUAAAAAAAAAAAAGAAAAAAAAUAGAAAAAAAAAAUGGAAAGCCAGAGAUAUAUAAUAAGUAGUGAUACGUAUAUAAUUGUUACAGUAUGUCAAAUUUCUUCGGAUUGAGGACAAUUGUGUUUCAGUAAUAAUUAUAUUAAUCAUAUUUAAAAGGGAAAAAUAUUUUCUGUGUUAAUGGGAAAGAAAAGAGAAGAAAAAAAAGGAAAAAAAAAGGAACGCAAGUAUGGACAUCAAAGAUUUUCUUGAAUUUGGCAAAUUCACCAUGGAUUAUAUCGUAAAUUAUAUGGAAAUAUUGAGAGAUAGAUAUGUUUUACCGAACGUUGAAUUAGAAUAUCUCAGUCAAAUAAUACCAGAGGAAGCUCCUAAAAAAGCAAAGACCUGGCAAGAAGUUUUCAAAGAUAUUGAAAGAGUAAUUAUGCCUGAGAUAACCCACUGGAAUUCACCUAAUUUCUACGCUUAUUAUCCCAAUCAUAUGCGAUCCGUCAUUGGCGAGCUUUUAUGCGUCGGAAUUGGUGGUGUUGGAUUUUCUUGGAUAUGUUCGCCCGCCUUUACCGAAUUAGAAGUUAUACCAUUGAAUUGGGUUGGAAAAAUGUUAAAUCUACCAUCCGAAUUCUUAAAUUGCUGCAAUUGAUCCGGAGGAGGUGUUACACAGGUAAAAAAAACAAAAAAAAAAAAAAGUGAUACUUUUCGUCGGGCUAAUGUGAUUUCAAAUGGAUACCGUUAUAAGAAAUAUCGUUAUCUCAUAAAAGAUAUUUAAAACAAGUAUUAGUCACAUUAACCGUUUGCGUACCAUGAGCCACUUUCGUGCUCUUUAAAUUUUGUGUCGAAAAAAACCAAGGCAUUUGGCCGAAACAGACAACUUACGGCCCACCCGAAAUUUGUCGAAACGCGGCCAGCCUUUCAGACGCAUGUACGUCGCAUCGCUAUCAGUAAUCCAAUUUGUAUUUUGUUGUUAC
This is a messenger RNA of Vespa crabro (European hornet), 1544 nucleotides long. RefSeq names its product 3,4-dihydroxyphenylacetaldehyde synthase-like. Bases 812 to 1219 code for a protein of 135 amino acids. The record is from RefSeq and is a predicted model, not a curated record. Gene Ontology annotation, biological process: catecholamine metabolic process; amino acid metabolic process. The transcript is spliced from 4 exons. Lineage: Eukaryota; Metazoa; Arthropoda; Insecta; Hymenoptera; Vespidae. Gene Ontology annotation, molecular function: pyridoxal phosphate binding; aromatic-L-amino-acid decarboxylase activity.